AUGCCUCCAGCUCUCCACCCUCGCUCACGUUGGACAACUUCACUCUUUACCUCAACUCUUCUCGUUUCGUUCCUCGUUGUCGGCACACCACACAUACUGCCAUGUCCAGCACCACGGAAUAUAGCUGCAGACUCGAGGGACUUAACAGACCCUUCUAGACCUCGACGGCGGAGAAAGCGCGCCUCUGGGGCGUCUGAGGAUCCGGAGGUACAAAGUAAAGAAGUUGAGCCUGGGAGGGAGUGUCCUGUGCCCAAGCCAUCAGGACUAGUAGGUCAAAUACUCGGCUUCAAGGAGCGGAAAGAGAACACAGAGAAUCCUACAAUCAUAAUAGAGAGUACUAGGACAAAAGAGAGACGGAAAGCCAUGGAUGAAAAGACGGAUCAGAACAGGUAA
Messenger RNA from Pseudovirgaria hyperparasitica, 393 nucleotides. RefSeq lists its product as uncharacterized. The record is from RefSeq and is a predicted model, not a curated record. NCBI's taxonomy places the organism in Eukaryota, Fungi, Ascomycota, Dothideomycetes, Acrospermales, Acrospermaceae. Gene Ontology annotation, biological process: mitochondrial respiratory chain complex IV assembly. Bases 1 to 393 code for a protein of 130 amino acids. Gene Ontology annotation, cellular component: mitochondrial matrix. The transcript has a single exon.